Molecule: messenger RNA, 2509 nt
Organism: Symphalangus syndactylus (siamang)
Lineage: Eukaryota; Metazoa; Chordata; Mammalia; Primates; Hylobatidae
Gene: ETF1
Product: eukaryotic translation termination factor 1
Biological process (GO): translational termination
Molecular function (GO): translation release factor activity
Source: RefSeq, a predicted model, not a curated record
GCAACACAUGCAGCUGCCUGGAGAGAGGGAGCCGGUGUCCUACGUCAGAGCCGCCGCCGCCGCGGAGCCGCCGCCGGGGAGGAGCAGCCGCUGCCGCCCAGGACUGGGCCCUUAGGGAGGAGGAGGCGAGAAGAUGGCGGACGACCCCAGUGCUGCCGACAGGAACGUGGAGAUCUGGAAGAUCAAGAAGCUCAUUAAGAGCUUGGAGGCGGCCCGCGGGUGAGCGCCGCGUCCGGCACCCUCCGUGCCCUCUUGGUUCCCGGACCCCUCAGGAUGGACGCCCCCGCGCCGCAUGGCCGGAUGAGGAGAACCAGGCACUAGCCAACUCCCGCCUUCUGGAUCUCUGGGUAGUAGCCCCUGACCCAGGGGCGAGGGUCGGCGCGGUUGGCCCGAGAAGGGGUCCUUUCCCCGCAUGGGGCAAUGGCACCAGCAUGAUAUCAUUGAUCAUUCCUCCCAAAGACCAGAUUUCACGAGUGGCAAAAAUGUUAGCGGAUGAGUUUGGAACUGCAUCUAACAUUAAGUCACGAGUAAACCGCCUUUCAGUCCUGGGAGCCAUUACAUCUGUACAACAAAGACUCAAACUUUAUAACAAAGUACCUCCAAAUGGUCUGGUUGUAUACUGUGGAACAAUUGUAACAGAAGAAGGAAAGGAAAAGAAAGUCAACAUUGACUUUGAACCUUUCAAACCAAUUAAUACGUCAUUGUAUUUGUGUGACAACAAAUUCCAUACAGAGGCUCUUACAGCACUACUUUCAGAUGAUAGCAAGUUUGGAUUCAUUGUAAUAGAUGGUAGUGGUGCACUUUUUGGCACACUCCAAGGAAACACAAGAGAAGUCCUGCACAAAUUCACUGUGGAUCUCCCAAAGAAACACGGUAGAGGAGGUCAGUCAGCCUUGCGUUUUGCCCGUUUAAGAAUGGAAAAGCGACAUAACUAUGUUCGGAAAGUAGCAGAGACUGCUGUGCAGCUGUUUAUUUCUGGGGACAAAGUGAAUGUGGCUGGUCUAGUUUUAGCUGGAUCCGCUGACUUUAAAACUGAACUAAGUCAAUCUGAUAUGUUUGAUCAGAGGUUACAAUCAAAAGUUUUAAAAUUAGUUGAUAUAUCCUAUGGUGGUGAAAAUGGAUUCAACCAAGCUAUUGAGUUAUCUACUGAAGUCCUCUCCAACGUGAAAUUCAUUCAAGAGAAGAAAUUAAUAGGACGAUACUUUGAUGAAAUCAGCCAGGACACGGGCAAGUACUGUUUUGGCGUUGAAGAUACACUAAAGGCUUUGGAAAUGGGAGCUGUAGAAAUUCUAAUAGUCUAUGAAAAUCUGGAUAUAAUGAGAUAUGUUCUUCAUUGCCAAGGCACAGAAGAGGAGAAAAUUCUCUAUCUAACUCCAGAGCAAGAAAAGGAUAAAUCUCAUUUCACAGACAAAGAGACCGGACAGGAACAUGAGCUUAUCGAGAGCAUGCCCCUGUUGGAAUGGUUUGCUAACAAUUAUAAAAAAUUUGGAGCUACGUUGGAAAUUGUCACAGAUAAAUCACAAGAAGGGUCUCAGUUUGUGAAAGGAUUUGGUGGAAUUGGAGGUAUCUUGCGGUACCGAGUAGAUUUCCAGGGAAUGGAAUACCAAGGAGGAGACGAUGAAUUUUUUGACCUUGAUGACUACUAGGUAGUCGACAUGGGUCCGGCAAAACGUGCCUCACCCUCCAGCAUCCAACCCAAGGAGCAUACCCAUGGUGGAAUCCAAACAGAUCCCUGCCUUACAAUUGGAACAUUUCCAGAACUUAAUCCAUGAGCAUUGGAUAUUGAAAAGAAAACCGAAACAAAACCAGACCCAGCCCUACACUUUGGUUUGUCAUGGUGUCAGCACAGCAGCCUACAACUAAGUUCCUAAAUGCCACUUUGGACUAAUUUAAAAAAGAAUCCCAGUUUUUACUUUUACUGGAUGGUGAAAUUGGUUGCUCUUGUAUUUUAUGAAAAAAAUGAUUUUUUUAACCUUCAUACAUAGAAGCAAAAAUACUUUAACUGCUGUAAACCUUCAAAAGUUAAUAGAAGUGAGAUCAUACUGGUUUGUUUCUUAUUUUGAUUGGAGAAAAAUUAAAUUGCUGCAUUUCGCAGUGACCCAUUUACAUGGCAUUCUCAGCUUAGACUGCGUAAGAAGAAAUAUAUGUGGUGAAAUGUUGGAACCAUUUCUUUCUUGGUCUCUGUUUAAUGUUGAAAGGGUGAGCUAAUAGGAGGCACUUUCAACUUCACUCCCUCACGCUACCCCGUCCCCCUCCAGACUGGCAGUUUCAAGGAUGCAAAUUGCGUUGCAAAAUCAAACUGACUCAUGAAACAUUUGGGCCAGUGCACUGUUUACUUCCAUCUGUUUGCAGACACAUUUGUGCCCGGCGUUUGGGAGCCCUUUGUAUCAGUGUUCUGACAAGGGUCCCUAUAACCUUAACCUACUCGAAACCAGUUUGGGAUGGAUGUGAUGGGGCUUCUGUGCUAUUGCUGGGAUUGGGAGAAAUAAAACAUGCAAUUUAAGUGGAA